AUGGACCUUCACUCCGCGGUGUCGAUGGGCAAGUUUGAUCCUAUAGUGCGCCCUCGGCCAGAUGGCCUUCAACUAAGGUAUUGGGAUGUCUUUUACCAAUUCCCUCAUCGCGUGUACGAUUCCAAGGUCUACCCGAUACAGAGCCCCAACGGCUCCACGGUCAUAAUAUAUGGCCAUGACUUUGGCAUACGGAUACUAUGGCGAAGCGGCAAGAACUUCAAGAGACAAAAUGCCCAGAAAGCGGAAGCAGGAGGGAAUAACCUUGUCAAUGGCGUUGAGAACGAUUCUAUCAUGAUAAUCGACUCCGACGACGAGGAACCAGCUGCGGCACAACAGCCAGAAAUCACACUUCCAGAGUUUGAGGAGGAUGAGGAAGAGCUUGACCCAUCGAGACCAUUCGAGAAUAUCAUCCAACACACCGAUAUUAAACUGAAUAUGAAAGUCUUGGGUAUUUCAGUACCGAGCAUUCUUCCAGGCGCGGCGCGUUUUCUCGGCUCGAUCUCACCCAUUCUAUCAAAUAUGAUAGUGGUGACUGCUGUUUGUGGUGACUCCUCGGUGCGCGUCGUUUCUGUCCCGCUCACACCACCUCCUCCAGGCCAUGCGGAUGCUGAAUACUGGAAACCUCAAAUUAUCAGUCUAGGAGAAGGCUCUGUUCAAGGUGUCCCGGCUACCUCCGCUCUCACCUUUACCUGUCAGACACUGAACAUCGAAGACAGCAAUCGCCGACCCCAGAGCCGUGGACGUGCCAGCCAAGAAGCUUCCACCUCUAACGAUACAUGGGAACUCCUGGUAGCCAUCCACACGUCAGACGCGGCUGGGAAGCUCUCCAUAUAUCGUAUCCCUUUCAACAGACAGAGAGCGCAAGGAAAUUUAUACAGCAUCUCCACCGAACCACAAUUACCGAUCCGACAGCAAUAUCUUAAAUCCCCAGCAAGCAGCAUUUCCUUUUCUCCGUGCCAAUAUCCAUCGGCUCGUCAUUCACAGCUACUGUUGUCGUUCACAGACGGCUCCGUGAAGAUUUAUUCUUGUUUAUCCGAACCACGGUCGCACACUCUUGAUAGAAACCGUUCGGGAACGAGUACGGAAUCCAACGACACGGCUGGAAGGUGGCUUAUCUCUAUCUACACUGAAUUCGAUCAAUUACCUGGGGCAGUCCCUCGCCGCAAAUCGAUAGUCGACGCAAAGUGGGCUCUUGGUGGCAAAGGUGUUAUCGCGUUGUUGUCUAAUGGUGAAUGGGGAGUCUGGGAUAUCGAAGCUACUCAGGGCGAGCCUACUCACCAGAGUAAAUCAACUAGCUCCCUUAGCUCCUUUGCGAUAACCGGGCGUGUUGCACCAUCUGAACGCACUCCCAGAUCACAAAGCCAUGCUGACCCGUCGGGUUCUCAAGCACCGCAAUUCGCCCCCUUAACGCCAUCCACCCGUCGCAUUCGGGAGGAAGCAUUGUUCAAAGGGACACCAAACACCACAGGCCAGCAUGCUACCAGGGGCGGGAUCUGUAUCGUUCCGUCAAACCAAACCUGGGAUCAACCUGCUGAUGAGUCAGUGCUCGUCUGGCAUGGCACGCGAAACACAUAUAUCCCAAGCCUCCUCGGUCUCCGACGGAGUAAUGGGAAACAUGGGUUAUUUAACAACAACCCGACCAGCCCGCGACCAGUCCUUAUUGAAAACAUCCAUCUACUCGGCGAGGUGCAAAAGGGAAUACAAUUCAUUUCUCUACCUCUACCUAAUGACGAGCGCGGCACUAUCUCUAAACCAACUAUUCUCAUCACUGCAGAACAUAGGCUCAUCAUCCUUGCGGAAAACCCUUUGGAGUCAGUGGAAACUGAGCAAACAUCCCAGUCACAAGGUGACACCCCCAUGAUUCAAGAUGACCAAACCAUGCUUCAGCGAGGAGAAUUAGACCUGACAGGCAUGGGUCGAGUCUUGGCUGGCAUGGCGGGCGGCAGCGAACUGUCAUUCAACCGAAGCAUGCAAGGCAGCGGUCUAUUUUCAUGA
Arthroderma uncinatum is the source of this 1995-nucleotide messenger RNA. RefSeq lists its product as uncharacterized. The transcript has 2 exons. The record is from RefSeq and is a predicted model, not a curated record. The coding region runs from base 1 to 1995 and encodes 664 amino acids. Gene Ontology annotation, molecular function: protein binding. Lineage: Eukaryota; Fungi; Ascomycota; Eurotiomycetes; Onygenales; Arthrodermataceae.